CGCAUCCGCGACGAGCACAUGGACCAGGACAAGUGGAUCAACAACGCGUACGACGCGAAGGGAGGCAUUACGAAUGACUACGGCGAGCGUGCGAGCAAGGAUUUGAUCGUCACGCGUGGGCAGGGCUUCCGGAAGGAGAAGAAUAAGAAGAAGCGAGGCAGUUAUCGUGGUGGGGAGAUUACGGUGCGUGCU
This is a messenger RNA of Coniophora puteana RWD-64-598 SS2, 192 nucleotides long. RefSeq lists its product as uncharacterized. The record is from RefSeq and is a predicted model, not a curated record. Lineage: Eukaryota; Fungi; Basidiomycota; Agaricomycetes; Boletales; Coniophoraceae. The transcript has a single exon. Gene Ontology annotation, cellular component: nucleolus; nucleoplasm. The annotation marks the transcript as partial.